GUACGUUAUUGUGCAAUUACAAUCGAGAUAUGUGCAAUUAGAAAAAUACUUUAUUUACGGAGAUAUCGAUAUUGCAGUAUUAGUAAAAACCAUAAUUUACUUUUUCAUUUUUUUAUAAAAAUUGGAGAGUGUGCAAUUACAAAUACAAGUAUAAUCGUAAUGUGCUAUUAAAUAUACGUCGACUAGUAUUUUUUUUUAUUACAAAUAUCAUUAUUUUGCAGGCUGGGGUGGAGGGUCUUUACUUUUGGCGCUUUUUUUUAAUUUAUCCUAUACUACUGCAGCGCCACCCUUAUUGGACGCGUUUUUAGGGACACUUUUCUUAUAUAGAGAUGGUCCUCCUUCUCUCUACACUCCAUAGUAGAGAGAGAAGACUAAUUGGUUUAAUGAACUGUCAAAGUCUUGAGUGGUUCCCGAAUAGCCUAUUUGUCAAAUAAAAACUGUCAAACUCAUACAACAACUGCCAAAAAACUGGAAACUUAAUUGACAAAUAGGCUAACCGGAGAUGGUGAAAUCGGCACUAAAACUUUUUUACUAUUUACCUUACGGAACCAAAAGUAAGUACACUUUUUAGCAAGGUUUAGCAAUAUUACGUAUUUUUAUCUAAGGUGUUUUUAAAAGUAUAGAUACGUCGUACUCUCUCUAGAAUGGCAAUACGAUAGUCAGGUAAUUGCCCGACUCGCAUUCAGUCGGGCACACUCUUGCGUCGCGGCUAUACAUCGCUACAGCUCGUUAGUCUUGUGGUUAUUCGUGGCAAAAAUGCCUUCGUGCGUUUUUAGGUGGUGCACAAAUUACACGGCAACUGUUAGAUACAAGAAAAACGUCUCAUUUCAUUCGUAAGUACAGUUUUUCUUUUAUUAAAACAUUAAAUGUAAUUUCAUUUGACUGUUGUUUAACACGUGUAAGGUAAAGAGCGAGAUGUAAUCUGUUCUAUGCGUGAGAGUGAAAGAGACAAUGUUAGCGCGGUCUAAUGGCGGCCGUUGCAAGGGGAAGUUGGGGAAAAUUUUACCAUCGCAUUUAUGUUUAAUCCAGACCUAAAAAUUAAAUUUAUUUCUUAAGGCGGCUAUUCAAUGGUGAUGUGUGUAUGCAAGCAGUUAUAUGCCUACCUUAUUUUCUAAUAUUAAAUACACUAAUAGAAUGUAUUGUCUAGAAAAUAAUGAAGCGAAUAGAAUAUAACUUAUUUCUUUCCAUUUUAGAUUACCUAAAGAUUGAUUAAUGAAAGAAAAAUGGUUAAAAGUAAUUAGGAAUCAAAGACAUGAAGACGAUUGGAUGCCUACUACUUAUUCUAAAGUGUGCUCCGAGCAUUUCCUAACAAGUGAUGUUUAUAUUACAAAAAACAAUUUACGAAGACUGAAAAAAACAGCAGUUCCUGUAAUUAAAAAAGAAGAACAAAAUACCAUAUUAUCAUCACCGUCAAGUUUGCAAAGAGUUAUUGUAUCCGACGGGGAUUCAAUUUUUGAUACUCCUCGAAAAACAUUUUUGAAAACAAAACUUAGAAAAUUUUCUCUGGAGAAACGCUGGCUCCAGUUAAACAAUUACAAUUUAAUUAGGAAAAACAAAAGAGUCAAAGAAAAGUGUAACAAUUUAAAGCAAAUUGUGUCAGAGCUCAAAAAGAAAAAAAUAUUUUACAAUACAUCAGAUAAAAGAACUAAGUCUUAAAGCUGAAGCCGUUGAUUUUGCUAAUAGAUUGGUUCAGAAAAGCAAAUUUAGGCUUUCGCCAAAAAUUCACACCAGCAUUACGAAAAUUUGCAGUUACAUUACAUUAUUAUUCUGUAGCUGCUUAUAAAUAUGUUAGAAAUAUAUUUAAUGGAUGUUUGCCACAUCCUCGUAUCAUAGGUAAAUGGUAUGAGAAUACUUCUGGUGAUCCUGGUUUUAACAAACAAGCUAUGAACGUUCUAGAGAAAAAACACAAAAUUAGUGGGCAAAGGAUAUUGCGUACGUUAGUUGCUGACGAGAUGGCUCUUCGUCACCAAACCACCUGGACUGGAAAGAAAACUGCAGGCAUUGUAGAUUACGGCACGGGUUCUGCGAAAUUAUAUGAAAUAGCGACUCAAGCUUAUAUGUUUACAUUAGUCUGCUUAAACGAAAGCUGGAAAAUCCCUGUGGCAUAUUUUAUGGUUAAUGGGUUGUCAGCAGAAACUCGGGCAAGUUUAUUGAAAACAUGUUUGAGUGAAUGCUACCAAGUCAGGGUAGAUAUAGUUGCUAUCACGUUCAAUGGCUGUUCGUCAAAUUUAAACGCAGUCAAUUUAUUAGGUUGUAACUUAAAUCGUCCGGGCAGUCUGAAAACUACUUUUAAACAUCCUGAUUGUGAUUUGGAGAUGGCGAUCAUGCUUGAUGCUUGCCACAUGAUUAAAUUAGUUCGAAAUACAUUUGAAGCUAAAAGACUUAUAUACGACACAAGUGGAAAACAGAUACGUUGGCAGUUGCUUAUUAAUUUAGUCAAGCUUCAAGAAAACGUUGGACUGAAUUUUGCGAACAAAAUUACUCCUCGCCACAUUCAUUUCCGGAAUGAGAUAAUGAAGGUAAAACUGGCAACUCAAAUUAUGAGCAUGAGUGUUGCGGACGCACUAAAGUUAUGCAAUGAGAUUUUGACGUCUUCUCUUUUUGUAAACACUGAAGGUACGACAGAGUUCAUAACUAUAUUUAACAAUUUGUUCGACAUAUUUAACACAAUAUCUUCCGGUUUAUAUGGGUUGAAGAAACCACUUUCGAUAAAGAACGAUGAUGAAAUUUUCGCUUACCUUGAAAAGGCCAAACAGUACAUACUGGGACUAAAAAUAUGGAUUAAAUAUAGACGUAUUUAUCGCAAACGAAUCCAAAUGAAAGUUGUAAAGAAAAACAUUGUCGAGACCAAAAACAAAACAGGAUUUUUGGGCUUUCUAGUAUGCAUAGAAAGCUUAAAACACUAAUACUCCACUUUAGUGGAAGGACAACGCUUGCAAUACAUUGCGACUUACAGGCUAUCUCGAGACCACAUUGAAUUGUUGUUCGGUGCAAUAAGGCGACAUGGAGGCUAUAAUAAUAACCCCAAUGCAAUGCAAUUAAAGGGGAUUUUUAAAAAAAUCCUUCAGCAUAUGGAAAUGAGGUCCUCGUUUUUAGGAAAUUGCGUACCACUGGAAGAUAUUCCUGUGUUGACGUGUUCAUCCGCAGUUGAAAAAAUUAAUUCUACGGUAAUUAGAUCGAACGACGAGGAAUUGUACUCACACGUAGAACUAAAUCGAAGCGGAAAAGAAACUGAUGACACUCUAAAAAUAUAGGAAAAUGUUGAGAUGCUUUCAACUCUAUUAAAUAGGGAAAAUGUCAAAAAAACCGCCGACCAGAUUAUUGGUUACGUAUCAGGUUAGGUGUCCAGAAAUCUUAUUAAAUGACUUAAAUGUGAUGUAUGUAAUAACAGUCUGCUCUCUGACAAAACUGUGGUUUCACAAAUUAAUUAUUCUCAAAAACAUGGGCGGACUAUGUAUCCCAAGUGAGGAGGUAUUUCAAAUUUGCCAAAAGUCAGAAGCGAUUAUAAAAAACCAUAUUAAGCAAAAGGGCCAUAUUAUACUACCCGAUCCCAAGGAGAUUGCAAUUAUAAAAAACCGAAUCUUAAAGUCAUUCUUAAACCGUAAUGACGUGGUUUCGUCUUUAAACUCUCAUUCGCUAGAACACUAUCCGACUUAUAAUCACAGACUACACCUUAUACGCGGUAUUAUAGAGAAGUUCACUAAUGUACAUUUCACUAAUGUUCACAUACAUUUCGCGCAUAAAAAUAAUGCAAAUUUGAAAUGUGACUACAAAAGGCAAAAAAGGAAUAAGUUAAGUUUGUUUGAGGGAAUAUAAUAGCACAUAACACCACAGUUCACUGACUGAGUCGAUAUUAUUUCAUAAUUUGAUUGUUUAUAAUUAAUAUUUUGAAUAUAGAUGUUUUGUUC
Parnassius mnemosyne (clouded apollo) is the source of this 3908-nucleotide messenger RNA. The record is from the annotation of a GenBank genome assembly. Lineage: Eukaryota; Metazoa; Arthropoda; Insecta; Lepidoptera; Papilionidae.